GCAUCUAUCGACCUCCCAAUCUCGCCGAGGCUACCCUCCGCUCGACGAAGCUUACUCGAACCUGCACGUACUACCUCAGCAACUCCAUCUCAACCUCCAAGAUGCGGACAUACGCAGUGUCGAUCCACUCGCUCUUGAAUAAGGCAAGAUCAAGCACACAAUGUCGAAUGCCACAAAACCAAAGGCGCGACACGACCUGGACGAUGAAGCCCUGGGCAAAUACCUCGUCGAUCAUCUCCCCAACCUGAAGCUGCCCGUCGUCUCAACCAAGAUUGGAUAUGGGCAAAGCAAUCCCACAUAUUUCAUCGACGAUGCGAGCAACGCGCGGUUCAUACUCCGGAAGAAGCCUGCUGGUGUCAUCAUCUCCCCGGUGGCGCAUCAGGUGGACCGCGAGUAUAGGGUGCUCAAGGCGCUGGGAUCGGUCGAGGGGUUUCCUGUUCCGAGGGUUUACUGUUUGUGCAAUGAUGCCUCGAUAAUAGGGACUGCGUUUUAUGUCAUGGAGUUUGUCAAGGGACGCAUCAUGACGGAUCCCAAUCUAAAAGAUCUGCCUCCCACUGAACGCCGUGCCGCCUGGUUCUCCCUCGUGUCGACUCUGGCAUGGCUGCAUUCCAUUGAUCCCGACUCCAUUGGUCUAGAGGGAUUCGGCAAAAAGACUGGCUUCUAUACCCGUCACUGCAACACCUUCUCCCGCAUCGAAGCCCAGCAAGCCAAAGUCAAGGACAUCAACACGGGCAAGCAGCUCGGACGCGCUCACCCCCAUUUCGACGAGAUUGUGGACUUUGUAAAAAAGCACGUGCCCGGCGACAGGGCCAGCAUCGUCCACGGCGACUACAAGUUUGACAAUGUCAUCCUUCAUCCUACCGAGCCGCGGGUCAUUGCGAUUCUCGAUUGGGAGCUGAGCACCAUUGGGCAUCCGCUCAUGGAUGCCGUCUACGUCGUGGGGCCGUACUGGGACUGUGCCAGUCCGGAUGGUAAGGGGCCAACUCGAGAUGACAUGGGCGGUGCCAUUUACGCCCCUGAGAAUCAAAGGGCGGCGGGCCUGCCGAGAAUGGACGAGCUCCUGGAUGAGUACACCAGAAUUACAGGCUGGGACCCGAGGAACGACCACUGGGAGGUGGCGAAGAUUUUCCACCUGAUGAGGGGUGGAGUCAUCAGUCACGGCAUCCAGGCGCGGACGAUCAGUGGGCAGGCUAGCAGCGAGUUCUCGCACGUUUACUUUGAGAAUACAAAGCGGAGUCUGGACAUGGCGCUCGCAAUGGUCCGGGAGAUGAAGGCGAAGGAGGCUGAGAGGAGCAGGAUAUAAGAUACCUCAUGGUGCCGCAUAUACCAAGUCCUUUACCCCCUUAACGUGGUACCGAUGCAAGGUCACAUGUGGGAGGUGACGUUGGGCGUGACGAGUGCGCCGCGAAACCGGACGCACUUGAUGUUCGAAUAGACUUACCAUUGCCAUUCUGGACAUCGUAAAUCAGAUGUCUUUGUUGUCUUGUUCCUCCAAGAUA
This is a messenger RNA of Westerdykella ornata, 1499 nucleotides long. Its product is annotated as APH-domain-containing protein. Gene Ontology annotation, biological process: protein phosphorylation. The transcript has 3 exons. Gene Ontology annotation, molecular function: protein kinase activity. The record is from RefSeq and is a predicted model, not a curated record. NCBI's taxonomy places the organism in Eukaryota, Fungi, Ascomycota, Dothideomycetes, Pleosporales, Sporormiaceae. Bases 161 to 1303 code for a protein of 380 amino acids.